AUGACCUGCGUGCCUCCAUUUUCAUUUCUCGUUCCGCCACACUCAUGUCUGGUUCUUCCCACCUUGACCUCUGGGACAUUCAAAGCCCCUGCUUCAAUCCCCAUUCUCUUCAUCAUCCCACCUCUCACGGCCACAGUGGCAGCGCUGCUGAGCAUCAAGACAGCCUUGGGAGUGACGCACACAGGGUGGGCGGUGAAUGCUGUCUGCACGCUGGCAGGGACAUGUGGCACUGUAACGAGUGGGAGCUUGACGGGUGUGGAGUGUGACUCAGCUGGCAACCCUGUCAAGAUCACUAUCAACAACCAGCAGCUGUUCGGAGUGCUCCCUGCUGAUGUCACCAAACUCACAGUACUUACUUACCUCAACCUGCAGUCCAACCUGUUCAAGGCACGCCUUAAAGAUUUUGCGUUGAGGCUACCUGCCCUCACCAACCUGGCAGUGCUCUUGCUAGACUACAACUGGUUCAAGGGCUCGCUGGCCCCGCCUCUCCUUGCCAUGACCAAACUCACCCGUCUGAGCAUGGCGUACAACUACCUGACAUACCGCGUGCCACCGGUGUCAGCAUCGCUCAAGGCAGUUGUCCUCUCCAAUAACUUCCUCUCGGGCACCUUCCCUGCUAACUCCACCACCUCUUGCGUCUCUGCUGCCAAGUGCUUCACCAGCGCCACCACCUGCAACACUCCUACUAAGGGGCGCGUCACGGAGCAGCGAGCAUCGGGCUGUGACAUUUGCGGCAGUGCAAGUGGUCAGGGCAUGCUGUGCGGUGGCACAGGGGUGUGCACGCCCAAUGCUGCUGAACUGUUCACUGCCAAGACGGCGAAUACUGCUGGUGCUGCUGCUAUUCUCCCCAUGGCUUGCGUUUCGGCACCGAUUGCGUGCCCCACUGUCUGGCGCUGCCAGGGUCUCAAGUUUGCGGCACCUGCCAUCUCCAACUGCAUUGGCUACCUCUGCAAUCCUUAG
This is a messenger RNA of Closterium sp. NIES-65, 960 nucleotides long. The record is from the annotation of a GenBank genome assembly. NCBI's taxonomy places the organism in Eukaryota, Viridiplantae, Streptophyta, Zygnematophyceae, Desmidiales, Closteriaceae.